Cryptomeria japonica (Japanese cedar) is the source of this 2565-nucleotide messenger RNA. RefSeq names its product alanine--glyoxylate aminotransferase 2 homolog 1, mitochondrial. Lineage: Eukaryota; Viridiplantae; Streptophyta; Pinopsida; Cupressales; Cupressaceae. Gene Ontology annotation, cellular component: mitochondrion. Bases 473 to 1915 code for a protein of 480 amino acids. Gene Ontology annotation, molecular function: L-alanine:glyoxylate transaminase activity; pyridoxal phosphate binding. The record is from RefSeq and is a predicted model, not a curated record. The transcript has 9 exons. Gene Ontology annotation, biological process: glyoxylate catabolic process.
UGACAAGACAAUGACCAUCUUUGUCACAGGGCAGGGGGGAAGGUAGAUGCAAUAAAUUGUUGAAAUCUAACGCAGCAAAGCAAUAAAAAAGUGUUGUAACAACAAUACAAUAAAUAUAUUGAGAAAAACAUGUGAUUUGUUUUGAAAUGAGGUCACGUGUAAGGAGGCUCUUAUCAUUCUGAGCUCUAUAUAUUUACAUAGAUCAUUGUGGAUGACAGACAUUUUCCGCUUCUGGGGUGGCUCUGAGAAUUUCAUCACUAUUUUCAUUUCCAUGGUUUUGCAGCAAUUGGGUGUUGUGAAAUCAAUAUCCAGGUGGUUGCUAUCUCCUGAAAUCAAAAGUGUCCCUGUUCUCAGAGCCUCCCAAAGCUUUGGAGGAAUUGGGUAUCUGUGAACAUAAAAUUUAGGAAGAGGGUGUCUGAGCAGAUUGGAAAAGUUCAAAAUCUACUAGGUUGGUGUGUCGCUAGAAAAAAAAAUGUUGAAUAUUGGUAAAAGGGUAGGUGACAAUCUAUUGAAGAGGAGGAUUAAUGGCAUUGUUAGCAGCAGGGGGGCAGCCAUAUCUACUGCUGUAGAGAAGAAGGAAACCCAUGGCUUUUCUUUGCCUCAGAUGCCUCCUUUUGAUUACAAACCACAACCUUACAGUGGUCCAUUCCUAGAUGAGAUUUUGCAGAAGAGAAAGCAGUACUUAUGCCCCUCCAUGUUCUAUUUCUAUGAAAAGCCUUUGAACAUUGUUGAAGGGAAGAUGCAGUAUUUGUUUGAUGAGAGUGGACGCCGAUACCUGGAUGCUUUUGGAGGCAUUGUGACUGUGUCCUGUGGACAUUGUCACCCUGAUAUUGUUGAUGCUAUUGUGAAGCAAACUAGACUCUUGCAGCACACUACUACAAUCUACCUUCAUCAUGCAAUUACAGAGUUUGCAGAGGCAUUAGCUGCAAAAUUUCCUGGAAAUCUUAAGGUUGUUUUCUUUACAAAUUCGGGCACAGAAUCCAAUGAACUAGCGACAAUGAUGGCUCGUUUAUACACUGGUAAUCAUGAUAUGAUAUCAGUGAGAAACUCAUAUCAUGGUUCAAGUGCCAACACAAUGGGGAUGACAGCUCAGAGCAAGUGGAAAUAUAAUGUUGUGCAGACUGGAGCUCAUCAUGCCCUCAACCCAAAUCCAUAUCGUGGUCCAUUUGGUUCUGAUGGUGCAAAAUAUGCUAAAGACGUCCAAGACAUAAUUGAUUUUGGAACCUCUGGUCGUGUUGCUGGCUUUAUUGCAGAGCCUAUACAGGGUGUUGGUGGAGCAGUAGAAAUGGCACCUGGCUACUUGAAGCCUGUUUAUGAAAGUGUCAGGAAAGCUGGAGGUGUUUGCAUAUCUGAUGAGGUUCAGACUGGUUUUGGUCGCAUGGGAAGUCAUUAUUGGGGCUUUGAAACACAGGGUGUCAUUCCUGACAUUGUUACAAUGGCUAAGGGAAUUGGGAAUGGCCUUCCUCUCGGAGCAGUUGUAACAACUCCAGAAAUUGCUCAAGUGCUGACACAACGAUGUCACUUUAAUACUUUUGGAGGAAAUCCAGUCUGUGCUGCUGGUGGCCACGCUGUUUUAAAGGUCCUGGAUAAAGAAAAGAGACAAGAACACUGUGCUGUUGUGGGGCCUUACUUAAUCAACCGUUUAAGAGAGCUUCAAGAUAAAUAUGAAGUUAUAGGAGAUGUAAGGGGACGAGGUUUGAUGAUUGGUGUUGAGCUGGUAACUGACCGAGCUGCAAAAACACCGGCUCAAGUAGAAACUGCAGUUGUAUUUGAAAAACUGAAAGACAUGGGAGUGCUGGUUGGAAAAGGAGGGAUGUAUGGAAAUGUCUUUCGAAUUAAGCCUCCGAUGUGCUUCACAAAGGAAGAUUCAGAUUUUCUUGUGGAUGUCAUGGACCAUGCACUGUCGCAACUCUAGAAGUUCCUAAUGUCGCAACUCUAGAAGUUCCCUACUAGAUAUGGAGUAGCUCUAUACUAUUAUUCAAUAAAUUUGGCAGCCAUACAGUGUUGCAGAAUUUCUGAGAGCAUGAGACAUCACAACGUUGUCUCUUGACCUUGGAAAAUCAGAAAGUAACGUGUGUUUUUGAAGAAGCCAGACUUUGAGAGAUUCUAGAAGUUCCCUACUAGAUUUGGAGUAGCUAUAUACUAUUAUUCAAUAAACUUUGCAACUAUAAAGUGUUGCAGAUUCUCUGAGAGCAUGAGACACCACCUCGUUGUCUCUUGGCCUUGGAGAAUUAGAAAGUAAUGUGUGUUUUUAGGUGUUUGAAGAAGCCAUGUUUCUGAGAGCAUGAGACACCACCUCGUUGUCUCUUGGCCUUGGAAAAUUAGGAAGUAAUGUGUGUUAAGUCUUUGAAAGAGCCAUGUUUCAGAGUGCAUGAGACACCCUAUCUCCUUGUCUCUGUCUCGGAAGAUUUGGAAGCAAUGUGUGCCUGUAAUUCUCAGAAAGAGUAGUAUUUGGAUGGGUUUAAUGUUCUAUGAAAUGUAAAGAUAACUCAAAAUUAUCCUUAAUGGCUUCUUUGAAUAGUGAAGCUAACUUAUACAUAUUAAUAUAGUUGAUGUCUUGUAUAA